GUCUAAUGAACUGCGAUGCCCGCGAAUCGCCUUAAUCUUACUCGCGCCAAGUUUGGUAUUGCGUUUAGUAGGUUAGAGUCGAGUGUGGUGACUGGCACUCUUGGAAGUGAGUGUAAGUGUAAUGAUUUUGUCUGCUAUCUCCAAUUUCGCUGUUUUGUUAUAUUUUCUCGAACUACUGUAGUAUAGGGAUCUUAUUGAUCAGCGUGUCUAAACAGAUCACCAUUUUCAAAUCUUACGUGCGGCCGCACCUAGAUGUCUUCAAUACGGUGGCUCCUCCAACAGUCAAGAGACUCUAAUCUCCUUGAAGGAAUACAAAGAACUGUAACAAAAUGUGUUGUGGGGCUAAGGGGAGAGACGUAUCCUGAAAGCCUGAAACACCUAAACCUAUUUACCUCAGGUUGUCGCAGGAAAAGGGGUGACCUGAUUGUGGCAUACAAGAUGGCCCAUCAGGCAGACCACGCAAACAAAUGAAUUUUGCCUGCAACUCAACGAUGUUCACGAGGAAACCCCAUUAAGAAAGCACACCAGAGAGCCAACACCAUACUCAGGUCCAAAUUUUUCUCCCUAAGAGAAUGUGCUUUAUGGAAUACCUUACCGCGACACAUCGUUAUAGCUCCCUCAGUCGACUCAUUCAAGAGACGAUUAGACAGUUAUGUCACUUCUCAUGGACUACCACGGACGUACUCAGGUAGUCACCAACCUCACUAGCUCCCGACUCCCUCCUACCUAUCACUCUGUCCUUAAUACACCCACAUUACCUUCUAAUUCUUCUGUAGGAACCAAACCAUGCGACCAUUCGCGCAAUUCCCAAAUACUUUUCUUUCGUUCCCAUUUCUCUUUUCACCCCUCCUUUUCUUCUCCUUCCCUUUUCCCUUCCUUAUAUUAUUCUUAUUUUCUACAUUUUUUUAUUUUUUAUUCUUUUCUUUAUUCUCUCUUCAUUCCUUUACCACUACCCUACUAUUCUCUUCCAGGUACCUACACAGACAGGAGUCACGGCAGUCCCCUUAACGUCCCAGCAACCCAUAGCUCCCCAAUCACUCUACAAAUUGCAACUUACUAACCCACAAAACAUCCACCUCACCGAAGCUAAGAGCAAGAAAGCAGAGGGGAUUUCCUCGUCCACUGCAGGAGUGAACCGAACAACUGGAACCAAGCCCUAAGAACUAGACACGAGAGAUCAAAAACUACCAGUUUUCUACGCUCGUACUAUCAAUAUUGGAUAUUGGAGAUCUGUUUAGACACAUGAUACAUGUACCCUAAAAUGUAGAUUCGAUUGCUUUGGAAUAGUGGUAAAUGACUGCAAUCGUGCUGCAACGUGUGCUGACACGUUGGAAUUACCAUAAGCAUGUGCUUAUUGCGAUACAGAUUGAAAUAGUGGUCAGUGGUCAAACAUUGCUCCAGUUGGCCUGACGAGAUUAUUGACUGGAUUUCGACUCAGAUGUAAGCUACUGGUAUCAAAUCGUGAUGAACCUGCUUUUGGUUAUAUCCCAGCUGGCAUAAUCUAUGGUCUCCUGUCAGUUAAUGUGGAAAUUGUCCGAAGUUUACUUCGGGCUAGUUUCAGAAACUUCAGGAUAGAGCCGAAAGUUCUAUGUAAAUGAGAUAGUCUCAGAAAACUAAUCAGCUGUGUCUACUGAAUAGAAGUGCUCAAUAUGGAGUCUCCCGUCAUAUCGAUCAGUCCGAGACACUACAUCCAUGUGCUGAACUUAAAUACGCAUGUCACCACCCUGAUUGCUGGACCGAAAACCUACGUUUGCCAGAGAGAUGAAAAGGUUGUUUUGGGGCCACAAGAGCUGACUGUCGUUCCGGCGAUGAUGUACUGCAUUAUUCUUAAUCCUGUGGUAAAGAAUGAGGAUGGCGUUCCAGUUGUUGACGAAUUUGGACAAGUUAAGGUUAAGAUGGGUGAUGAAGAGUACCGCUUCUCUCAAGAUCCGUUUCCUUUAUAUCCGGGUGAAGCACUUAAAGAUACUAUAAAACCACUCCCUAUUGUACUUCCGAACUCAGCACUCAGGCUGAGAGCCGUUUCGGAUUUCGAAGAUGGGAGUAUUAAACGCAUAGCUGGAGAGGAAUGGCUGUUUGAAGGCCCAGGUACUUAUUAUCCUAGAAAGGAAGUAGACAUCGUGAAAUGUGAAAAGGCGAGAGUAAUCCUUGUUAAUUCUGCUCUUGUGAUUGAAGCGACAAAAGACUGUGUUGACCGUAGUGGUGUUUCUCGUGUUUUUGGCGAGCGUUGGCUGGUUGUGACUCCAGGUGCAUAUCUGCCUGGUGUCUAUGAAGAGAUUGUUGAAGAGCGCAAAGCUAUUACGUUAACGGAAAGGCGAGCUAUAUGCGUCAAGGCUAUCAAAUCGCAUGUUGACAAGUUUACAAAAUAUCGUAAGGCUGGUGAAGAAUGGUUAAUCACUCAUGAAGAUGCAGAAUAUCAUAUUUGUGGUGCACUUGAAGAGUUUGUGAGGGAAGUUGAAGUGACUGUACUGCAUGCCCAUCAGUAUUGUGUUAUAGUGAACCCCUGGGAUGCAAAUGGGGUACAUCAGCUAGGUAGAAAGUUGCUUGUACGUGGUGAGAAGUCGUUCUUCUUAAGACCAGGUGAAUACUUGGAAAAUGAUGUUGAAGAUGCAUAUGUUUUACAAAGUGAUGAGGGUCUAAUUCUGCGAGCAAGAGAACAGUUUGUGGAUGAGAUUUGUGAAGAUGUUCAGUCAGAUGAAGAUUCCGUGAUGAAAAAGAAAGUGGUGAGUUUUAAUAUGCACAACUCAUUGCACCUAUGUGCUAGUAGAUACUCGAACUUCCAAUUUGGAAUUCAAAAAUUGUAGAGCUUUGAGGUUUCGAGUUUGGUAAUCUUGAUGCUAGCAAUCGAAAGUUAGUGGUAGUAGUAGUGGUGGUGGGUGUCGACAUUUUAAUUGUGUGUUGCCACUUCGAAAGUCAUGAUGUGACCACUGGUUGUUUUCCAACCGUCAUCUUCCACUCUUUACUUGGCUGCUGAAGAGUUUGUUAGUCAGCAAUGGAAUAAUAGGUUGUUAGUUGAGUGAAGAGACAAAAUAGUUAGUGCAGGAAUAAAUUAGUAAUAAUGGGAGAGAUCAUAUCCAUGUGUAUCAAGUUUGUCAAGCUAGUUAGAGUGGAUGGCUUAGUUGUGACUUUGUUGAGUAUGUGUGACAAGUAAGAGAUGUGGUGGUGAUGCACAGUGAACUUGUGGAGAAGGUGUUCGCAAUGUUGACUUUUAGUUCCUGCUCAUAGUUUGUUCUGUAUCUGUGUUUGGAUUGAAAGCUAGAGUUGGAUAAAAUCUUUCUGUAUGUUCCUUAGAUCAGCUCACUGUUUUCAACAGAGAAAAUGACACUCUUCGAGUGAGUGGAUCCUGUCAUAUUGGUUAUAAA
Messenger RNA from Heterobilharzia americana, 3359 nucleotides. Lineage: Eukaryota; Metazoa; Platyhelminthes; Trematoda; Strigeidida; Schistosomatidae. The record is from the annotation of a GenBank genome assembly.